UUUUUUUUAAUCAAAUAAAUUUUUUUUAUUAUUAAACAUGUCUAACCCCAAGGUCUUUUUCGAUGUCGCCUCCAACGGUGCCCCUCUCGGUCGUAUUGUUAUGGAAUUAAGAGCUGAUGUUGUCCCCAAGACCGCUGAGAACUUCCGUGCUCUCUGUACCGGUGAAAAGGGUUUCGGUUAUAAGGGUUGUACCUUCCACAGAGUCAUCCAAGACUUCAUGCUCCAAGGUGGUGAUUUCACCAACCACAACGGUACCGGUGGUAAGUCCAUCUACGGUAACAAGUUUGCUGAUGAGAACUUUGCUUUAAAGCACACUGGUAUCGGUAACCUCUCCAUGGCUAACGCUGGUCCCAACACCAACGGUUCUCAAUUCUUCAUCACCACCAUCAAGACUACCUGGUUAGAUGGUAAGCACGUUGUCUUUGGUCAAGUUACCGAAGGUAUCGAUGUCGUCAAGAAGAUCGAGGCUUUAGGUUCCGAGUCUGGUAGAACCAAGGCUAAGGUCACCAUCGCUGACUGUGGUCAAUUAUAAAUUUAUUCUCUAAAAAUAUAAUCUCUUAAUAAUAAAUAUUUUUUUUUAUAAACCCAU
Molecule: messenger RNA, 589 nt
Organism: Mucor mucedo
Lineage: Eukaryota; Fungi; Mucoromycota; Mucoromycetes; Mucorales; Mucoraceae
Product: peptidyl-prolyl cis-trans isomerase A1
Exons: 2
Coding region: 38-532 (164 amino acids)
Biological process (GO): protein folding; protein peptidyl-prolyl isomerization
Molecular function (GO): peptidyl-prolyl cis-trans isomerase activity
Source: RefSeq, a predicted model, not a curated record